Molecule: messenger RNA, 1809 nt
Organism: Candidula unifasciata
Lineage: Eukaryota; Metazoa; Mollusca; Gastropoda; Stylommatophora; Geomitridae
Source: the annotation of a GenBank genome assembly
AUGAAACAGAUUUAUGCCUUCGAAAAGAUAUCAACCCCAGCCCGACAGCUGCGCUCUAGCAACUCAAUGACUAAAAACCGCAAACGGAAAAGACUUCAAGAACUGGUUGCAGAGACGGAAGGAUCACCAUAUAUGGUAUUUAAGCGUCGGUCGUCAUCUGCUGAGAUCAGCACCAACUCCAUGAGCCCAGAUUCAUAUUUGGAUGUUACAUACACGCCAGACAAGUCGGACACACAUUUAGGAGAGUUGAAGUUGGAAGGCAGGGAUGAGAACACACAGACCAAUGUAGGAAAACUUAGCAAACGGCAGAUGGUGGUGAUGGAACUGUUGCAAACUGAGCAGAAUUAUGUGGGCAUUUUGCACACUAUUUUAAAUACAUUUAAAGCACAGAUAGAAAAACCUGACCAAUAUAACGGACCAAUUUUAGCCCCUCAAGACACAAAAAUUAUCUUCGGUAAUAUUCCACCCAUAUACGAGGUUCACUGCAAGUUGAAGGACUCGUUGUCCUUUCUCAUGGAACACUGGUCGGAAAACAAUAGUAUUGGAGAAUGCCUUUUGAACAGGGCUGAAGAAAUGAUGAAGGCGUAUCCCCCAUUUGUAAAUUUCUUUGAAAAAACAAAGGAAACAAUUCAGAGAUGUGAUAAUUCAAACCCACGGUUCCAUGCAUUUUUAAAGUUGUGCCUUAGUAAACCAGAGUGUGGCAGACAGUCCUUGCAGGAGCUUCUUAUCCGUCCAGUACAGAGGUUGCCUAGUGUUAUUUUAUUGUUGCAGGAUAUACACAAACGAACAGAAUCAAACAACCCAGACAAAGUGAAGUUGGAGCAAGCAAUUGACAAGGUUAAAACUAUCAUGACGCACAUCAAUGAAGACAAAAGAAAGACAGAAAGCCGUGUGGUCAUGUUUGAUAUCAUCAAUGACAUUGACAGUUGUCCGGCCACUUUGUUGUCAUCCAAUCGCCAUUUUGUUAUAAAAGUGGACGUGAUGGAAUUAUCGGGUAACUUGUCCUCUCGGGGUGAUCCUCUGACGUUGUUUAUAUUCUCUGACAGUGUAGAGAUUUGCAAGAGAAGGUUAAAAGUAUUGACCUCCCAUUCAAAAAGUCCUGCUGUGAACUCAAAUAAAAAAUCCUACAAGCAUGUGGAGAUGAUCUCCAUGUCCUGCAUCAAAAGAGUAGUUGAUGUUGAAGAGGCAGAAGACUGCUGCCUUGCAUUUGGACUAAUUUGCCGAGACAGUGUCCAGGCCAAGGAGAAGCUGUACAGCUUCACACUAGACACAGAUGAUGUCUCCAAAGAGGAGAUUCUGACAACUAUCUGCAAGAAUCUUGCCAUCGUGAUUUGCCGACCAGAUAUAGAAACAUUUUUAGCCAGAGUCAAUGGAGAAGAUUUGAACAUAACUACAAAAGACCUUCACAAAGGGAGCAAAGCUUCAAAAUUUGGCAGACGUGUAAGCAGAGCCUUCUCCUUCAACAAAACACCUAACACACUCAAGCGAGCAGUUUCUGGCAUGGUCCACGGCCUAAGUCCAUUUGUUAAGGACCACAAACAGUUUGCUAGGAUGGGAGCAGUUCGCAGGCUGGCCAGUACUAUUGAUUUGACGGAAGCGAAUGAUGAUGAUAGUGACACAGUGAGUUUAGGGGCAUUUUCACUGCAGGAUGGAGGUUCACCAGGCAGUACAAAACAUGGCUCCCCACAUCGGUUAGCUGCACCAAGUCACAUAUUUCUAACACCAAAGUCGGCCAUCAAGUCCAGCAAAACACCACUCAAGUGGGCUACCAUUGGGCCUAGCUCUGCCAGUAAAUCCAAGUACUUGUGA